Pecten maximus is the source of this 3393-nucleotide messenger RNA. RefSeq names its product ubiquitin carboxyl-terminal hydrolase 5-like. Gene Ontology annotation, molecular function: cysteine-type deubiquitinase activity; zinc ion binding; protein binding. The transcript has 21 exons. Gene Ontology annotation, biological process: protein deubiquitination. The record is from RefSeq and is a predicted model, not a curated record. Bases 120 to 2540 code for a protein of 806 amino acids. Lineage: Eukaryota; Metazoa; Mollusca; Bivalvia; Pectinida; Pectinidae.
ACUUCGAGAAGAGGAUGAUCAUGCUUCUUUUAUGAGCGAUAUUACGUUUUAAUCUGGUUGAUUACACAAACAAUUCUCAUUUAACCUGAUCACGUUGCCUAUUUAGACAGGUAUUCAAAAUGGCUCUUGGUUCACUGUCUCAGCAUUUGACCAGAAUCAAGUCCCCAUUUGGAGGAGAAAAAGUCUUCAAGGAUGAGUGUGCAUUUUCCUUUGACAAUCCUGAAAGUGAAACUGGCUUAUAUGUUUGUAUGAACAAAUUUAUUGGACUUGGAAAAAGAUUUGUUGAGAGUUACUACAGAAAAACAGGAAAUGCAGUAUUUCUACACCUGAAGAGAAUCAGAAAGGAGGUGCCCCAAGAAACAGAAUCGCCACCAGAGAAAAAGCCAACAAAAAUGGCCAUAGGUCUUGAAGGUGGAUUUAAUCCAGAUGAAAAGAAGUAUGUGUUCGAGGAGCAGAAUUCUGUCGUGGUGUUACCAGAGUGGACAGUUAUCCCACUGGAUACUCCAGAUUUACCAGAUAUAGUUCAGAUCUCGGUAGCAGCCAUAUUAGGGGCAGAUGAUGCCUGGAAACUAGCCGAAGCUGCUGCCAUGUCGGGGACGUGGGAGGGAGAGAGACGUAAAGUCUCAAAACAUGCAGAGAACCUGAAACAGCUGGACAAUGGGAAGAAAAUUCCACCAUGUGGCUGGAAAUGUGAGAAAUGUGAUCUGACUACUAACUUGUGGCUUAAUUUGACCGACGGCAGCAUCUUGUGUGGUCGCCGCUUCUUUGAUGGCAGUGGUGGCCAAAAUCAUGCUGUGGAGCACUAUGAGGUGAUGGGCCACCCUCUGGCUGUCAAACUAGGAACUAUCACCAUUGAUGGAGCAGAUGUGUUUUCGUACGAUGAAGAUGAUAUGGUGGAGGAUCCCUACCUUGCCAAACACCUCGCUCACUUUGGUAUCAACAUCACGUCUCUAGAGAAGACAGACAAGACAAUGGUGGAGAUGGAAAUUGACAUCAACCAGAAGAUUGGAGAGUGGGAUGUUAUCCAAGAAUCGGGCAGCCAGUUAACUCCCCUGUAUGGCCCAGGAUACACAGGCAUGCGUAACCUUGGUAACAGCUGUUACAUGAACAGUGUGAUGCAGGUCAUGUUCACUAUACCGGACUUUGUACACAGAUACUGUGACAAUGCUGCUGAUAUCUUCCAGUGUGCCUCGGACGACCCGUCUUCUGACUUCAUAGUUCAGAUGGCCAAAUUAGGAUUAGGCCUCAACAGUGGAGAGUAUUCCAAGCCUCCCCCAGAGGGAGUCAACGAAAACAUCGUGACUCCGACAGGUGUACGUCCUCAGAUGUUUAAGACUCUGAUAGGACAUGGACAUCCAGAGUUUUCCACCAAACGCCAACAGGAUGCCCAAGAGUUCUUCCUGCAUUUAGUGAACCUGAUUGAGAGAAACAAUGGUGGACAGGUCAAUCCAUCUGCGAGUAUGAAAUUCCAAGUGGAGGAGAGAGUAGAAUGCAUGCAGAGUCACAAAGUAAAAUAUACCAACAGAUGUGAUUAUUGUCUCGCACUGCCUGUACCUCUGGAGGCUGCCAUUAAUAAAGAUGAAGUUGCACAGUAUGAAGCAAAGAAGAAGGAAGUAGAAGCAGCAGGAAAAAGAAUGGAUCCAAAAGAGCUUGUACGGCCUAGAAUUCCGAUGUCUGCCUGUCUCCAAUGUUUCCAAGCUGACGAAAUAGUUGAUGACUUUUACAGUUCUGCAUUGAAAGGAAAAUGUACUGCUAGAAAAACCACACGUCUUUUUUCAUUUCCUGAUUACUUGUUGGUACAGUUAAAGAAAUUCACAGUUGGGGAAGACUGGGUUCCUAAAAAACUGGAUGUUUCUAUAGAUGUGCCUGAGGAGUUAGAUCUAUCAUCACUGAGGGGGCGUGGCCUACUGCCAGGAGAGGAAGAGUUACCACAGGAACAAGACUCAGCUCCUGUUGUAGAGAUAGAUGAAGCAGUGGUGGCCCAACUCAUGGACAUGGGCUUUCCUUUUGAAGGCUGUAAACGAGCCAUAUUCAACACUAACAACAGUGGAGCAGAGGCUGCCAUGAACUGGGUCAUGGAACAUAUGGGUGACCCAGAUUUCUCCACCCCUUUUACACCGCCUGGAGCCAAGAAAGCGUCACCUAAAGAUUUCAUACCAGACGAGAAUAACCUAGUCAUGAUCAUGUCCAUGGGUUUCAGUAGAGAUCAGGCCAUCAAGGCGCUCAAGGCCACGGACAACAAUGUAGAGCGGGCAGCGGACUGGAUCUUCAGCCAUGUUGAUGAAUUAAAUGCUCCCAUGGAAACCGAGGAGCCAGCAGGAGCUGGGGCCGCCCCACCACAAACUGCAUACAAGGACGGACGAGAAAAGUACCGACUAAAAGCUUUCAUCAGUCACAUGGGCACGUCCACAAUGGUCGGUCACUACGUCUGUCAUAUCCGUAAAGAUGGCCGCUGGGUGAUAUUUAACGACGAGAAGGUGGCAUUGUCAGAGAACCCUCCCAAGGACCUGGCGUAUCUCUACCUGUAUGAGCGAGUGUGAUGGCUGAUAGUUGUGGUUGUAAUUAGUGUUUCAAAUGUGGAAUUGAGUGCUGGCGGAUUAUAUUUAUGUUCUGUGCUAUGAAUAAAUAUACUUUUGUUUCAAAGCAGUUUUAAUAAAUAGGAUUGUUGAUGUUCACAAAUGCUGUGAACAAUAUUACAAGAUCAUUGAACUGUGAAAAAAAAAGCUACAGCAUGAAAUAUAACUGGCUAAAAUAGUCUGUAUGUUGUUACAGUACUGUAAUUGUGAAUUUGUAAACAUGAGGGAGAAAUUUACAGUACUGUAAUUGUGAAUUUGUAAACAUGAGGGAGAAAUUUAAGCUAAAUACAUGAAUCCAUUCACCAUGAAAAUUUCCAAAGGUAUAUUAUUUUUUGAUGUAUGUGGUAUGCAUGGAACAUGUGCAAAGGAAAAACAGUUCACAUAAAUAACACCCACACAUGUAGUUUAUUUAUUGACAUCAUGAAAUUAACGUCCCACAAAAAUAACCCACAAGUACAGUAUAAAAAAAAACAUUGCAGAAAUAGUAUGUGUAUUUGAAAUGUAAAUGUUGAAUUAUAAUUUGGGUGCAUUCCUUCGUCUGUGUAGUAUAGGGAAUUUAUCUGUCACAGAAAAUAAAUUGGGGUUACAAAUAGAUUUACUAAUUUUCAAUGUGAAUUCUGAACUGAAAACAACUCUACAAACACUCAAUGUUUUAAAAAAACAAUUGAUCUUUGAUUGUCUGUCUACAUUGGGUCACAGUAAUACAAAUAUUUAUCAUUAAGUAUGAAUACAAAUUGUUUGAAGUGGAAAGUCAUGAUCUGAUAUAGAAGAAAUUGAAUCCCACACUUACUGAAAUUACUAUUAGAGGCAUAAACCA